AUGAGUGAAAGGCUUGCAACAGGUAUGAGUGAUGGGCUUGCAGAAAGUAUUGGUGAUGGGCUUGCAGCAGGUAUGAGUGAUGGGCUUGCAGCAGGUAUGAGUGAUGGGCUUGCAGAAGGUAUGAGCGAUGGGCUUGCAGCAGGUAUGAGUGAUGGGCUUGCAACAGGUAUGAGUGAUGGGCUUGCAACAGGUAUGAGUGAUGGGCUUGCAACAGGUAUGAGUGAUGGGCUUGCAACAAGUAUGAGUGAUGGGCUUGUAGAAGGUAUUUGUGAUGGGUUUGCAGCAUGUAUGGGUGAUGGGCUUGUAGAAGGUAUGAGUGAUGGGCUUUUAGCUGGUAUGAGUGAUGGGCUUGCAGCAGGUUUGAGUGAUGGGCUUGCAGCAGGUAUGAGCGAUGGGCUUGCAACAGGUAUGAGUGAUGGGCUUGCAGAAGGUAUUUGUGAUGGGCUUGCAACAUGUAUGGGUGAUGGGCUUGCAGCAGGUAUGCGUGAUGGGCUUGUAGCAGGUAUGAGUGAUGGACUUGCAGCAGGUAUGAGUGAUGGCUUGCAGCAGCUAUGA
Closterium sp. NIES-65 is the source of this 555-nucleotide messenger RNA. NCBI's taxonomy places the organism in Eukaryota, Viridiplantae, Streptophyta, Zygnematophyceae, Desmidiales, Closteriaceae. The record is from the annotation of a GenBank genome assembly.